AUGGCUAAACAUAAUCUUCAUCGUCUAUUAAUUGCUCUUCUCCAUCUUUCUAUUUUCCUGAGUCUUAAUUCAUCCUCUUCAUCGGGCGCCAUUAUCGGCGGCGUCCUGAAUUCGCCGUCCUUUGCUACUUCGCAAACAAAAAGUCAGUGGGAAAGGGCCAACAAUGCUGCAUACGAAUCAUUAUCCAGGGCGCAAAGCAUCAAUUCUUUCCAAACAGCAAUUUCUACUCACAUUUCAUCCUACACAAUCUCUCUCGAUUUCGGUACGCCGCCGCAACCGAUUACGUUCUUGCUGGACUUAGGAACCAGCCAAACAUGGUUCCCCUGCACGAACGACUACAAUUGCUCCGGCUGUCAUUUGGAAAGCAAAAAUCCCGCAUUUAUUACAACUUUCAUUCCCACACAGUCAACUUCUGCCAAGGACUUGGACUGCAAAAACCAACUCUGCCAACAGUUCCACGAAGACGACUCUGAUUUCGCUUGCGACAAUGAUUCCCAAGUUUGUCCAUAUCAAUUUCAUUACGUAACUGGAUCAACUUCCGGUUUCUUUUUGUCGGAGACCCUUCACUUUGAUGAAAUAAACAUACCGAAUGUAAUCGUUGGCUGCUCAAUUGAAUCAUCCGGUGUAUCCACCGGAAUUGGAUACGUGGCAUUUGGGCGAGAACCCACUUCAUUGCCGUCUCAGUUGGGGGUCAAGAUGUUUUCGUAUUGCCUGGUGGCUCACAAAUUCAGUGAUACACCGAAAACUAGUCCAUUCACGUUGGUUUUGGAAGGCGUUGGAGUCAAUAACAGCAACUCCGAUUCCGGAAUUUCCUACACUCCGUUUGUGGAUUCCCCUGCUCGAUUCCCAACCUUCUAUUACGUUACCGUUACAAAAAUCACGGUCGGAGACGUCGACGUUCAAGUCCCGAGUCAGUAUCUCGUGCCGGGGCCUGACGGCAACGGAGGGACGGUAAUUGAGCCCGGAACUACUUUCACGGUGAUGGACGCGGAAGUGCAUCAAUUGGUGUUGACAGAGUAUGAAAAACAAAUGGGACAGUAUUAUCGUAGAGUGGGUGAUCUUGAUUUGGGGAAUCAGGUGAAUUUCACGUGCUACAACUUUUCCGGGCAGAAUCCGGGGAAUUUUCCGGCGUUGAGUUUCUACUUUGAAGGGGGUGGUAAAAUGGAAUUUCCGAUGACGGAUAAUUUUGAGCCGUAUUCGGACGUGGUUUGUUUGACUCUGCUUUCUGCUAAAGCACUGGGAGUUCAAUCCGGGCCAUCUAUAACUCUGGGAAAUUACCAGCAGCAGAAUAUUUACAUGGAAUUUGAUUUGGAAAACCAGAGGCUUGGAUUUAAGGAACAAAUUUGCUGA
Oldenlandia corymbosa var. corymbosa is the source of this 1350-nucleotide messenger RNA. Lineage: Eukaryota; Viridiplantae; Streptophyta; Magnoliopsida; Gentianales; Rubiaceae. The record is from the annotation of a GenBank genome assembly.